AUGCCGUGUCCUCUCUCCCACCCUCUGCGUGGUUGCACCUGCCGUGCCUAUGAAACUUUUGGUUGCUGUGUUGGCGUCGAUAGUCUUCCAGAGGCUUUUCCAGGUCUGCUGGUUGUUCAUGCUGUUACUGGCAAGUUUGGAGAGAGCGUUUUGGAGCGGGCAGACGAAGAGGAGGAGAAAAAAUCGAUUCAAACCAAAGCAAAGGAAAAAAAAGGAGCUUCUCAUGCCAUCACCAAAAGUAUUGCUAAUUCAGAUACAGGCACUGCUGUGGAACAACACAAGAAAAAGAAGGUGGCUGAUGAAAUGGUAAACAGAAGAACAGUGUUUGUUGGAAACUUGCCUGUCAGCUGUACUGCUCAGAUCCUGAAAUCUCUUUUUAAAGAGUAUGGACAAAUAAAAUCCAUUCGAUUCCGGUCUUUGGUUCCAGCAGAAGAUACUUUAUCCAAAAAGAUAGCAGCAAUAAAGCAUAAAGUGCACCCUAAUGCGAAGUUCGUCAAUGCUUAUGUUGUAUUUAAGGAAGAAUGCGAUGCCAUUAAGGCUCUAAAAGAAAAUGGAAAAGAAAUUGCUAGUGGAUUUCACAUCAGAGUUGACAUUGCAUCAAAAAUGAGUUCGCAUGACAAUAAACGAUCUGUAUUCUUGGGAAAUCUCUCAUACGACAUCAGUGACGAUGCUGUGCGAGAACACUUUAUUGUCUGUGGAGGUGUAGUAGCAGUGCGAAUUGUGAGAGACAGAAACACCGGCUUGGGUAAAGGCUUUGGCUACGUUCUGUUUGAGAAUACGGAUGCUGUACAUCUUGCUCUGAAACUCAAUGACUCCCUUCUGAUGGGAAGAAAGGUACGAGUGAAGCGCUGUGGAGAGAAGUGGAAAGCACCACAGAAAAGUCCAUCUCAGUCUCGUGCUCCUAAGGACAGAGUUAAUACCACAUUAAAAAACAAGUGCUCUAAUGAUUCAUUUGUUGGUGAAAAAGCAACCCCGUUAAAGAAGAGCACUAAACAAAAAAGCCUAAAAACCCUUCCUAGAAAUAAAGCUGGGAAAAACAAACAGUCUUCUGAUAAAAAUCGAAUGUAUACAAAUGUUCAUUAUUGUUAUAAAGACUAA
Messenger RNA from Egretta garzetta (little egret), 1098 nucleotides. RefSeq names its product RNA binding motif protein 34 (gene RBM34). Gene Ontology annotation, molecular function: RNA binding. The transcript has 9 exons. Bases 1 to 1098 code for a protein of 365 amino acids. The record is from RefSeq and is a predicted model, not a curated record. Lineage: Eukaryota; Metazoa; Chordata; Aves; Pelecaniformes; Ardeidae.